UUUUUUUAUAAAGGCUCAAAAGAGCUUAAUUUCCAAAUUCAGUUAAAUUUUCAGAUCAUUUUGCUGCCUCAACAGUCAAUUCAAAUCCAACCUAGAGAGAGAGAGAAAGAGAGAGAGAGAGAGAGAUGUUGCAGUGUAUAUUUCUUCUAUCAGAUUCUGGGGAGGUAAUGCUUGAGAAACAGCUCACUGGACAUAGGGUUGAUCGGUCCAUAUGUGCUUGGUUUUGGGAACAAGUAAUAUCACAAGGUGAUUCCUUCAAGCUUGUGCCAGUAAUUGCUUCACCUACACAUUACAUUUUUCAAGUUGGCCGUGAGGGUAUCACAUUCUUAGCAUGCACCCAAGUUGAAAUGCCGCCUCUAAUGGGGAUUGAGUUCCUUUGCAGGGUAGCCGAUGUCCUCUCUGAUUAUCUUGGAGGGCUCAAUGAAGAUGUGAUAAAAGAUAACUUCGUCAUCGUAUAUGAGCUUCUGGAUGAGAUGAUCGAUAAUGGCUUCCCUCUCACGACAGAGGCAAACAUUCUAAGAGAGAUGAUAGCUCCACCAAAUAUUGUUAGCAAAAUGUUGAGUGUUGUGACUGGUAACAGUUCCAAUGUGAGCACCACCCUUCCAAGUGCGACGGCAUCUUGUGUUCCAUGGAGGACAACAGACCUGAAACAUUCAAGUAAUGAAGUUUAUGUUGAUCUUGUUGAGGAAAUGGAUGCAACUAUCAACAGGGAUGGAGCCCUGGUGAAAUGCGAGAUAUAUGGUGAAGUUCAAGUGAAUUCUCACCUCUCUGGGCUUCCCGAUUUGACUCUUUCUUUUGCAAAUCCUUCUAUUCUGAAUGAUGUGAGAUUCCAUCCUUGUGUUCGGUUUCGUCCAUGGGAAUCCGACCAGCUUCUGUCCUUUGUGCCUCCUGAUGGGCAGUUUAAGCUCAUGAGUUACAGGGUGAAAAAGUUGAAGAGUACUCCAAUAUAUGUAAAGCCGCAGCUAACCUCAGAUUGUGGGACGUGCCGUGUGAACGUUAUGGUUGGAAUGCGGAAUGAUCCUGGGAAAACAAUUGACUCAAUUACCGUGGAAUUUCAACUGCCUCCUUGCGUUUUAUCAGCUGAUCUGACCUCAAAUCAUGGAACAGUACACAUCCUUGCUAAUAAGACCUGCUCUUGGUUAAUCGGACGGAUCCCAAAAGAUAAAGCCCCAUCUAUGUCUGGGACGCUACUCCUUGAGACGGGUUUAGAGCGCCUUCACGUAUCCCCCACAUUUCAAGUGGGUUUCAGGAUCAUGGGUGUUGCUCUUUCUGGACUGCAAAUAGAUAAGUUGGAUCUGAAGAACUCACCUAAUCGCCCAUACAAGGGUUUUCGAGCUCUUACGCGAGCAGGGGAGUUUGAAGUUAGGUCAUAGCCUUGACUGUUGUGCCAAUGUGGGUUCUGAAAUGGAGAUGCUCCUGCUAGGUGUGUGAUCCUUCCUGUGGUUUUUCUGUUCUUGAAUCUGAGUUCCAUGGCAUGGGUUUUCAGCAGAGUGCUUGUACUAUUUUGUAGAAAUUUAUUCUGUCAUAAUUUGCCAAUCAGAUGGAGUGAAAGGACUAGGAAGCACAAAGAUUGUCAAAAUCUACGGGAGAAAUCCACGACUGUAAACUUAAUUUGGCAAUGCAAUAGCUGUAAGAUUUGAUUCGA
Molecule: messenger RNA, 1645 nt
Organism: Rhododendron vialii
Lineage: Eukaryota; Viridiplantae; Streptophyta; Magnoliopsida; Ericales; Ericaceae
Product: AP-3 complex subunit mu
Exons: 8
Coding region: 126-1373 (415 amino acids)
Biological process (GO): endocytosis; intracellular protein transport
Cellular component (GO): cytoplasmic vesicle; clathrin adaptor complex
Source: RefSeq, a predicted model, not a curated record